AUGGCUCCUAACUGCUCGAACCAGUCGACUCCUACCAAGGUGCCCUCCUUGGUCUUCGCCUCGCUUUACUCAGUGGUGUUUCUGACUGGCCUGCUUCUCAACUCCAUGGCGGCGUGGGUCUUCUUCCAGAUCCGCACCAAGAAGAGGACCUUCAUGCUGUACCUGAGGAACAUGGUGGCAGCUGACCUGCUCAUGACCCUCACGCUGCCAGUCACCAUCCUCAGCGAGGCCCAAGUGGGACCGUGGUGGCUUCCGGCGAUAUCCUGCCGCUACACGGCCGUGCUCUUCUACUGCUCCAUGUACGCCAACAUCCUCUUCCUGGGCCUGGUGGCUCUGGAUCGCUACCUGAAGAUCGUGCGACCGUUCGGUGGCAAGUGUGGAGAUUGCCUCUACAGCUACUCCUUCACCUUAGCCAUGUCGGCUAUGGUGUGGCUGGCCAUGCUGACCCUGUCACUCCCCAACACCAUACUGACCAAUGGAGAUCUGAAGCCGGAGACAGCACAUAACUGCACAUGUCUAAAAAAUGAGCUGGGGCGAAUUUGGCAUGGAGUGGUGGUCUACAUCAACAUAGGGAUUUUCUUCACAGUGUUGAUCACCCUGGUGAUGUGCUACAUGUCCAUCCUCAGGCACAUUCGUCUCUCUUCUGCCCAGUUCGUGAUAGGGGGACCAGCAGGGCAGAGGGAGGCCAAGUCUGGACAGAACGUUCUGGUGGUUCUGCUGGUGUUUUUCGUCUGCUUCGUCCCGUAUCAUGUAUGGAGGUUCCCGUUCACCAUCAGCCAAAUUCACACCACCUUCACCCCGGAGGUGAAGGACAUACUGUUGAAUGGCAAAAAGGCUACGCUCUUCUUGUCGUCCUGCAACGUGUGCCUGGACCCCAUCAUUUACUUCCUUAUGUGCAAGUCUUUUAGGAGCAAACUAGCUCGGUUGCUGGGACGUCAAUCACCCGCACAGAAAUCUUCCAUCUACUCACCCAUCCCUGAGAAGAAACAGAUAUUAGUGCUGCGAUUUAAGGAGAACUCCUCGUCGUCAUCAUAGCAGAGAAUUAGUCCACUUUAAUAAAGAGAAUCUCUGUAGACAAGCGCAUAUUUCUGUGGACAGAGAAUGUAAGGAACUAUUGUUUGGCAUAAUUAUAUUAUUUAUAAAUGGCUGGCAACACAAAUGUAUUAUAUGUAUAUAUUGUAGUCUGUAUAUACUAUGAAUGAAGUUCAUUGUCAGAACUUUAGCAAGGCAAUGCUGCAUGAUGACAAUGUACUUUAUCGUUUUUAUUACUGGUUAUUUUAUUUAUAACAAUUGACCAAAGCUCCACCCACAAAAGCGUUCCUUGUUGGCAACUAUUGGACAAGCUUUACAAAAAGUGUUCACAUUCACUAUAAGGUUGAGAUGAAAUAUACAUUUUGCUACAUGUGAGCUAACACUGCUGCACUGACUUGACAUUAUAAGACUAAUAGUUCAACCUCACUUAAAUGCCCCACAUAAACCAGCAAGCUUUGUUGAUUGUGAUUAAGUUGCUCUGGCAUUAGUAGAGUACAUUUGGAGUAGCUAGUGUUAUUGUACAGUAGUGUUGAAAUGUAAUCAUAGACUCACUUAUAUGCAACAAAAACUCAAUGUGCAGAACAUAGAUAUACAUACCUAGAUGCCGCGUUGCCUGUUGUUCUCUAUCUGAGGUGAUACGUCUGCACGUCCACCAUAUUGGAGAGGUCAAGUUCUGCUUGUGAACAAAUUCACUUGUAUUGAGAGAUGAAGAGUCUCAGGAUUAAAUCAGCCAUAACUUCCUUAUUACUCAGUCAAUUUUGACCAAAUUUGUUUUGUUAUAAUCCUCAGACACAGAUAAAUCUAGGCUGCAUGGGCUGCUCUCGGUAGCUUUUAUGUCUAUAAUAACUGAUUAUGCUUAUUAGCCGUCCAGACCAGCGGGAAAGUAUUUAGUCUGCAUCUGACGUUAAAAACCAAGUUUAGCGCAAGAAACAUAAUCAGACACACAUCAGCAAAUCUAUCAAUGUGUGAAACACUUCUAAUCUUAAUACACAUAACAAUAAAAUAAACCCCCAAACCACAGUAAGAAGGAUGAAGCUAAAGUUGGCUUCCUAUUCACCAGCUUCGUGUUCGAGUUUUCCCGUUCCACCUUAAAUGGUGCAGCUGUCACUUUCUGGUGCCAGAAGGUGCACCAUUUAAGGUGGAACGGGAAAACUCGAACAAGAGGCUGACAAAUUAGAAACUAACCUCAGCUUCGUUUAAGAAGGUGCUAAAGUUGAUCUAUUAUGAAUAUCUACAUGGAUUAAGGAAUGCUGUAACUUUUGAGCCACAAAGCACUGAACAUCACUGUGAAUAAAUAACUACUACAUAGUGUUAAGAUCCCCUGAAUAGACUAUUAAAUGAAAUAAGCUUAAUAUAAAACCAGAGGAAACACAGUCACAUCAACAGGUUCUCUGUGCCUCAUUAACCACACGGCCAUAUCUGCACAUAACCAUAACACAAACAUGAGCGUGGAUCACUGCGUUCCUCCAUUAUUUAAUCCUUUCCCGCUUUCUGAGUGUGAUAUUCUUGAAAUAGUUUAAAUUUGGACAGUAUCUUUCUAAAACUGCUGCUCUGUAAUGGUACUGAAUGCAGUCCAGCAGCGAUGUUGACUGAACCCAAAAUGGCGGUGCUAUUGACGUGCCUGGCAGGAUCCAACAUGGCAUCUAGCUUUGUAUAUCUAUGAUGCAGAAGUGGUAGUUUGCUAUUAGCAUGGAUAUAGCAGUGCUCAUAUUUUGACUCCUUAACAGCUUCAUAGCUCAGAAAAUCAAGUGACAUUUAGUAGAAAAUGGGUGUAGGACAGAAUGUAUCAAGUUUGGAGAAUUUUGUUUAACACAGGAUGCAACAAAGGAGAUACGGGCAUGACAGCAAGCACAGAAUGACAGUAUGACUUCAGAGGCCUGUUGCUAUGAAUGAACGCUUUUGUGGCCAGAGCAUGUGUAGGUCAAGCUGACAGUAUAAAACUUUAAGCUUACUUUUAAUGUAAAAAAGCAUAAGUAUAAGUGUAUUUUGUAAAUACUGACCUGAAAAAAACUUUAAGUCUGUAAAACCAUAAAGUAAUGGUGAAAAAAGUGGCACCACAGCACCCCCACUGGUGAUGUGCUGUCACUGUCAGUGUCAACAUCCAACACCUCGCAAAUGAACGCAGCAGGAAAGGAAAUGUUGCUAAUUAAGAUGGUUCUGUCUGACUGAAUUUAUACUGAAACACGUCUAAAUGAGUUUUAUGUUUUUGCUUUAAUGUAUUAUCGUUUCAUUUUUGAAGAAAAACGUUAGACUGCUUGUGCCUGUGUGUCACAACUAGUUAGCGUUAGCAGUGGAAGCGUUUGGGAACACAGGCCUGUAUGUUUCUCACCUCAAAAACUGUGACCAUCACUUCUUCUUCAUUCAGAGCUACACAUUGUACACAGAGCUGAUCCAGCACCCACAACAACUCUGAGGUUUCUCUGUUUUUUAGCUUCUGUUAGCCUGCUGUGCUUAGCAUGGUUCAGCUUUGUUCAACACCCAGGGAACCUUCCUAAUCGCAAAUAGUGAAUAUGUACUAAGUAAACUCUGAAUAAUGUUCCAAUGACCAAUAAAUGGCCAAUAUGUUUAACCAUAUUUCACUCCUCUCAAUGUAAACUGGGCAGGCCUACUCUUGGGUAAAGCUUCCAUAAGCAUUCCUCUGACCAAUCACAAGGCUGACAUCUCUUGGUCAGUCUGUUUGUUCGUCCAUCUGUCCAUUCAUGGCUAUUUUGGUCCAGGUACCGUCAUAUAAAAGCUGGAUGAUGAUUUUAGUUCUGCAUGAGGGGCGGAGCAGGCUAGGGAAGUUGGACAGAGAGUUGUCAAUCAAGCUACUUAUUAGCCACGCCCACACAACUCUUAGAUAGGUCUGAUCAGCAGGUUUUGAGCUGUGUUUUAUAAUUUUUAUCUUAGAUUUUUUUAUUCAUGCUUUGCUGGUUGCUUCAUAUCACUGUGGUUUAAAAAAACCUUGUACCUCCAUUUUUGACGUGUGUCAGUUUUUCAUAUAAUUUGAAAUUGCUUUUUGUCCUUUAC
Colossoma macropomum (tambaqui) is the source of this 4041-nucleotide messenger RNA. Its product is annotated as G-protein coupled receptor 87-like. Gene Ontology annotation, cellular component: membrane. The record is from RefSeq and is a predicted model, not a curated record. Gene Ontology annotation, biological process: G protein-coupled receptor signaling pathway; negative regulation of adenylate cyclase activity. Gene Ontology annotation, molecular function: G protein-coupled purinergic nucleotide receptor activity. Lineage: Eukaryota; Metazoa; Chordata; Actinopteri; Characiformes; Serrasalmidae.